GAUAAAGAGAUAAACAACGAAGGAGAUAAAAUGAGUGAACCACCAAAUUCACCACACAGCAACAACCCGCGCAAAGAUCCGCAACCGAUUAUACAAGCACAAAUAGUGUUUUUAGUCUCCACCAUUACGGAGGACAACUUGGAGAGAAAUUACUCAGAGAUAAAGAGUCUCAUCGAACAGCACGGUCAAGAUAACCAAAUAUAUUUCAUACGUCGACUUUUAGUCAGCUACGUCAACCAGCUUAAGGGUAUAGAAAAUAACCCCACGCAAAUAAAGUUAUUGCGGUUGGAAUUAGUCAGGUUGGGUGCCACGGUCGAUCAAGCACUACACGUCAGGGAGAGCAUCGACAACGAGCAGUUUGACGGGAUAAAUUUGGAUGAUUUGUUGAAAAAGCUAGAAAUUCCUCUAGUUGAGUCUUUAUUCAUAGUCGCUGCACUCCUCGAUGCACAAUCGCAAAACUUGAUCGAACAGUCGAGGUUUAUACUCAACAACUGGCUUAUCGACCAGACCUCGAAGCAAAUUAUAGUUGGCGCAGGUAGCUUCAUUGAGGAGAAUAACCCAGAUUUGAACGCUCUGCUUAUUACGCUGCUCUCACAUGACCAUCUCGACAUCAGCCAUAUUCAGUCACUCCUGCUCGCACUCUCAACCAGGCUUAAAACUAGCUUACCAAGCAUUUUAGCAAAGAGUGUCGUGCCGGACUUGAAGUUCAACCAAUCAAAGACUUUAGCGCAGUUGUUGGUUGAUUUAUCCUCCACAACCGAGUUGAGAACCUCCGUAGAGCUCCUUGAAGCUGCGUUUCACAAGUUUGGCUGGCCAUCAGCACAACAGCAGACAGAAUCCUUGGAUUUACGUGCAUCAGAGCUUUUCUCAAGUCUCGGUCAAUUGGGCAUCAUGUCCAAUAAUGUCGAUAUUUCCACUAUCAUGAGCAUCCUCAAUAAUUAUCCAACUAAACCCUCGCACCAACUCAUAAUCCGCGGUUUCGACUCACCUAACAAUCCACCACCAACACCAAACAUCCUCGCCAACAUUCUCCUUUCCGCUCCACCUGGACAAGUUGAUGAUGAAUCGCCGCUUUUAGGUUUGGUCGGUACUUGGGUCAAUCCUUCACUUCAGAUCAAUGCUAUAGCUGGUUUGCUUUCGCUCCCUAACGAUCAAUUUUCUUUUGCUGCUUUGCCUUCACAGAAAAUAAUCACCGUGGAUUACGUCAAUCAGUCGAGCCCAGCUAUAAAAGCGAUGGCUGCUGCCGUCCAAUCUUCCCUUUGGAACUGCAUCGACACCGUAGAUAUAAUCAUCAAACUUCAAGAUCAUGGUCCAGAACCAAUCAAUGUACUCGCGCGCGAAUUGCUGGAGACUGGUUGCAGGACGCAUGGCGAGAUAAUCUUGCUUGGCUUGGUACAAUUGCCGAAACCAUGGUCAAAUUAUCACCUUGAGCUUAUCACGCGACUUCUUGCUCUCUUCCUCGCUGGAAACCCAUCUCAUCAGCUUGUAUUCUUGCGUCUCUGGCAGAUUGAUCGCAACUUCCUUCUCGGUGCAUUCAAGCAGUUUUAUCAAGACAACAACAUGAACGUAACUCGAAUUCUUGAUGUUGCCCAAGACCUUAAGAUACUCGACCAGGUACUUGAGAUUAAACCAGUGACCUUUGCAUUUGAUUUGGCAGCACUUGCAAGUCGUCGAGAAUACCUCAACAUGGAGAAAUGGUUGCAGAAUGGAGUCACAGUCCAUGGCAUUUCAUUCUUUAGAGAUUCUUUGAAGUUUUUGGACUCUAAGGCUAAAGCAGAGGCAAUCAAACUUAACACCGGCGCCGUCAACAAUCAACUAAACAUAAAUGUUCAAACCGUUGCAAUGUUUUUGCGAGUUCUUCGCGCAAAUGCAGAGGUUUUACCAUUGGUUUCUGAUGACAUUGAAUACUACAAGGAGGUUCGCAAUCUUUGUCUUCAAUAUUGGCCUCGUUUGAUGAACCUCACCCCACACUCAGAACAAGAGCCAGGUUUGUCAGUCACUACGUUUUCACCAGAUCUCGACAGGCAAGUUGAAGAUUACUACCAUCGUAUGUAUUCCGGAGAACUGCGCGUUGAUGAGGUCAUUGUUUUCUUAGAGAAGUGCAAGCAAUCGAGCAACCCACGUGAUCACGAGUUGUUUGCUGCCAUGAUACACACACUUUUCGAGGAGUACAGACAUUAUGAGACAUAUCCAGCAGCUGAAUUAGCUUUAACUGGUAUUUUGUUUGGUUCCUUGAUUCAGUUUCAGGUUAUCGACUUCAUACCAUUGGGAAUUGCAAUCAGAUACGUUCUGACGGCAUUACAGUCGCUCCCAAACACCAAUAGAUUUAGAUUUGGUGUUCAAGCACUCUCACAAUUUCAAAGACGAUUGCCUGAAUGGCCUCAAGUUUGUCAAGCACUUUUGGCUAUCAGACAUCUCAUUGAAACGAUCCCUGAUCUUGGUUUCUACUUGAGAUUGGCAGUUGAGCAUUCAAAUGAAGUUCGAAGAAGCCAAGGUGGUAGCGCACUUGAUGGUCCUGAUAUUGCUACACCUACAGCUAAGCUUUCCUUCAACACCGUAAAGCCUGAUGCUUUGACCACUGAUGAAACAGAAGAUUACUCAGUACCAGAUGAAGAAACAUCUGAUAGGAUACUCUUCAUUGUCAACAACCUCGCACCAAAUAACUUUUCAACGAAAUCAGAUGAAAUGAAAGAGAGGUUUAAGGCUGAGUAUUCCAGAUGGUUCGCUCAUUAUUUGGUUUUAGAACGUGUCAGCAUAGAACCAAAUAAUCACAAUCUCUAUAUGCAAUUUUUAGAAUCAAUUGACGAGAGUGAUCUUCUUCGUCAUGUUCUUCGCGAAACUUAUAUCAAAGUUCGCGAAUUACUUAAUGACGACAACACUGUUAGCAACUCAACUGACCGUUCGCACUUGAAGAAUCUUGGUUCAUGGUUAGGUGGUUUGACACUGGCUAAAAACAAACCAAUUCGUCACCGCAAUAUCGCUUUCAAAGAGUUACUCUUAGAGGGUUUUGAUACAAACAAGUUGAUCGUAGCAAUCCCAUUUGUUUGUAAAGUCUUGGAGCAAUGCUCAAACAGCAGAAUCUUUGUUCCGCCAAACCCAUGGUUGAUGGCAGUCUUAAAACUACUCGUUGAACUCUACAUCGUUGCAGAUCUUAAGCUCAACUUAAAGUUUGAGAUCGAAGUUCUUUGCAAGAGUUUAGGUAUAGAGAUCAAGGAUAUAGAACCAACAAACCUUGUCAAAAAUCGUCCAUCAAAGGACGCUGUACCGCUCGCAGCGAUCAAUCAGACCACACCAGGAGGAAAUGUAUUGGGAUCCGAGUUGGAAAGAUUACAGAUGGCCGGUGUACCAAAUGAACGUGUCCAAGCCGCACUAUUACAACAACAAGCCUCAGCAGCGGCUCAACAGCAACAACAAUUGCAAUUCCAACAACAAAUUGCUUCUAAUGGUAACGCUCAACAACCUCUUGCCCCAGAAUCACCUGUUUUACAGGAGGAGCGCACUCAGCCAAGUAUAGCACCGGAAUUGAUUGCUGCUGUACCAAAUAUUUCUCAAUAUUUGGUGUUCGACUCAUCCAAUCCAAUCUUCGCUAACAAUGCUCACUUGCAAAGGAUGAUGCAUAUUGCCAUCGAUCGAGCUAUUAAGGAAAUAAUUGCACCUGUCGUAGAGCGCUCAGUUACAAUUGCUUCCUUAUCAACUAGAGAAUUAAUAGUCAAGGAUUUCGCUAUGGAGGGUGAUGAAACUAAGAUGCAAGCAGCUGCUCAUCUUAUGGCACAAAACUUAGCUGGUAAUCUCUCGCUUGUUACUUGCAAGGAACCACUCAGAAUCAGCGUUGUGUCGCAUUUCAGACAUGUUUUGCAUCAAUCUGGUUUAUCUGAACAAUCAGUACCAGAACAAACUGUUUACUCUGCGGUUAAUGAAAACCUUGAUGUUGCUUGCAAGGUCAUUGAAAAGCUUGCUAUGCAAAGGGCUAUAAUCGAGGUUGAUGAUCAACUUCUUGAAGGUUUCGUAAGCCGUCGUAAGCACAGAGAGACCACCAACCAAGCUUAUUGGGAUAAUGCAGUCAUUUCAUCUGCCCACUUUUCUAACAGUUUACCGGACUUAUUGCGCAUUAAGCCAAAUGGUUUGGAUGCUCAGCAAUUACAAGUCUAUGAAGGAUUCAACCGCAACAACUACGCUGUACAACAACAACAACAACAACAACAACAACCGGAAGUUAUUGAAAGCAUCCCACCUGGAACCCAACAACGUGUUUCAGUAGAUGGUAACGGUAAUGCUGGAGCUAUCAACCCUCAACAAUCCUAUGAACGCUUCAAUCAAUUGAUUGUUGAAAUUGAAAAGGCUAUAGUUGCUUCUCAAGUAGACUCAUCUGAGCUAUUACCGCCAAACUCUGAACUUCGUCCAUUAGUUCAAGAAGUUUCAAUACUUGCAUUCCAAUCACAAAACUUUGAAGAAGUUUCACUCUCAUUUGCUCAACGUAUUGUACAGUUACUUUAUCGUGCUGAGACCAACUUGGGUAGAGAGGUCCACGUUACGAUUCUUCAACACCUUUGCGAACUCUCGAUGAAAGCAGCUAAAGAAGUCACUGCUUGGCUGGUACUCUCAGAUGAUGAUAGGAAAUUCAACGUUCCAGUAACAUUAUACCUCGUUAAAGCUAGAUUGAUCCAUAUCGAAGAACUCGACCUUACCUUAUCAAGAUCGAUUGUCAGAGAUAUGAGACAAAGUGCGAUCGAUUUCGCUGCUACUUUGAUUAAGGAAUCUAUUCAAGAUCAAAUAGCAACGAGAAGUAACUUCACCCAUUGUUUAGAAGCUUUGACUAUUGCUGCGCAAAAUAGCAAAACUUCAGAUGCGAUGACAAAGCUUCAUCAAGCACUCAAACAAACACAACCUGGUAAUGUUGCCACACCUGUACUCAAUAGGUUAACAAAAACCUCUAAUGAUCAAGAAACUGCACUUAGACAAAGACUUGCAUUGAACUUUGCGGAUUGGGUUAGAAUUUACGGUAUGACACAACAAGUAGAAAAGGCAUUCAUACCGUACAUUUCUCAAUUACAAUCUCAAGGUAUCCUCAAAGGUGAAGAAACUUCAACGCUUUUCUUUAGAAUUUGCGUUGAAUUAGGUGUUGAAUCAUUCAUUAAGCAAAAGAAUGAUGGUGUUACAAACAUCAGUAAUGCUUUCCAGCCAAUUGAUGCUUUCGUUAAGCUGGUUGUCUUGAUGAUUAAAUAUCACAUGGAUCACACCGGUUUGAAUCAUGAUCAGGCUAAGCAGGUCUACUUGAACAAGAUUAUUUCAAUCACAAGCCUCGUAAUUGCACAAUCACAUGAAGAUUUACAAGAGAAUUUUGAGCAGAAGCCAUUUUAUAGACUUUACUCUAGUCUCUUAAUUGAGUUGUGGAGUAUUAGACAACAUUUGGGUGUUAAUGCAUACAAGGGUAUUCUUGUUACUAUCAGUAACUCACUUGCCAAUCUUCAACCUGCAUACUUCCCUAGAUUUGCUCAUGGAUGGGUUAGCUUAAUAUCACACAGGAACUUCCUGCCAAUUAUUCUUGCUCUUGAGAACCACGAGAAUUGGAUAGAUUUCCAUAGAUUAAUGACAGCGUUGUUGAGAUUCGUGAAGACAUUCACAUCAAAACCUCAAUUCCAAACAUCAUCAAAACAACUUUACAGAGCAACACAACGUAUACUCUUGUUGCUUUUACAUGACUUUAGUGAAUACUUAUCCGAAUAUUAUAGUGGUCUUAUUGAUGUAAUACCAUCAUCUUGCACACAACUUCGUAACUUAGUUUUGAGCGCAUAUCCAAGAAAUGCCCAAACAAAUUCACUUCCGGAUCCAUUCUUACCUUCAAUUGAUAUUGAAUCAAUGCCACAAUCACAAUUCAAUCCAACUAUUUCAUCAGAUUAUAUGACUAUCAUUAUUAAUAAUGGUAUUAAGGAUUUAGUUGAGCAAUACACAAGUGGUGAAGCUAAAGAAGAAAUCGUUGAUGAAAUUAUUCGAAAGAUCACAGAUACGUCUGCAGCAGUUGAUUACGACAAUGAUGAUUGGAAGUACAACGUCCCAGCAAUUAAUUCAGUUGUCUUGUUCAUUGGUGUUGAGGCAAUUACUCACUCACAAACGGAUACUGAAAGUGUCAAGUUUGAUGGUGGAUCAACAAAUACAAAAUUAAUUAUGUCUUUAAUCAAUAGGCUUGAUGCAGAAGGUCGUUAUUUGGUGCUCAGCGCUAUUGCAAAUCAAUUACGAUUCCCAUCAUCACACACAUACUGGUUCAAUAGAAUGUGCUUAAAGAUUUUGGAGGAAUCGUCAUCAACUAAUGAAAAUGUUGUUGAAAUUCUCACAAGAGUUUUACUCGAACGUUUAUUAGUUACAAAACCACAUCCAUGGGGAUUAUUAUUGACAUUCUUCAACGUGUUCUUAAAUCCAGAAUUUAAGAGGUAUCAAAACAAAUUCUCUAAUUUAGCACCAGAAUUUGCUACGAUAUUUGACAGCGUUGAAAAGUCUUUCGGUAGAGCUGCUACAGUUGCACAAGAAUAAAGUAAUUAUCAUUAUUAACGGUAACGCGUUUAACGGUUAUGAGCAUUAUUUCAACCUAAUAUGAAUCUAUAUAUCUCACUCGUCUCCCUAACUCAAUUUAUUAUAUAGCCAUGUUUUCU
Messenger RNA from Wallemia mellicola CBS 633.66, 6644 nucleotides. Its product is annotated as Not1-domain-containing protein. Lineage: Eukaryota; Fungi; Basidiomycota; Wallemiomycetes; Wallemiales; Wallemiaceae. Gene Ontology annotation, cellular component: CCR4-NOT core complex; P-body. The coding region runs from base 31 to 6525 and encodes 2164 amino acids. Gene Ontology annotation, molecular function: molecular adaptor activity. The transcript is spliced from 7 exons. Gene Ontology annotation, biological process: nuclear-transcribed mRNA catabolic process, deadenylation-dependent decay. The record is from RefSeq and is a predicted model, not a curated record.